Molecule: messenger RNA, 351 nt
Organism: Babesia ovata
Lineage: Eukaryota; Apicomplexa; Aconoidasida; Piroplasmida; Babesiidae
Product: serine threonine kinase HT1-like protein, putative
Exons: 1
Coding region: 1-351 (116 amino acids)
Source: RefSeq, a predicted model, not a curated record
AUGACUGUGCAGCUCAUUCCCGAAAUUGUGGAAAAACGAGACAAGCUCCCCGGUGGUGCGCGGCGUCCGCCUGGUGAGGCAGUUGAGGUAGGAGGACAAUGUCAGCAGGGGAUCCUCGCCGCCGCAGCUGGGAGAGAGGAUGGUGGAAAGGGUAUCACCUGUUUUGGGGUCAUCAGGCAGAUCCUCCCUCUUGAAUCCCAUGUUGACAGAGCUCUUGAGGCAGAUGUCGCACGGGUCGAAGGGAUGAGUGUCGAACCUGGAGUCAUGGGCGUCGGUCAGGAAGGCUUGGAGGGGGGGACUUUUGGGGAGACACACCAUGGCCAUAUUCAUGAUUAUGCCAGCCACCUUUAG